Messenger RNA from Cajanus cajan (pigeon pea), 786 nucleotides. NCBI's taxonomy places the organism in Eukaryota, Viridiplantae, Streptophyta, Magnoliopsida, Fabales, Fabaceae. The record is from RefSeq and is a predicted model, not a curated record.
AUGUCUAGAGCCAACGAACAGAUAGCCCGGGCCAUGAAGAUGAUGGCCAUGGUUAUGCAACAGCAAAAUGCCUAUUUUGCUAGGAUGGAGGCGGAGAGAGCUGUAGCUGGUGCAGCAAGGCCCACUGGGUCACAAGAGAGCCGGGACCUGGCUGAGUUCUGGAAGUGCCAUCCUCCUCAGUUCAAGGGGGAGGCAGAUCCAGAGGUAGCUGACCACUGGAUUUGCGAGCUUGAGAAGAUCUUCACCGUGCUAGGAUGUUCUCAAGAGAGGAGGCUAGCAUACGCGGUAUACAUUCUUGUUGGAGAAGCCGAGCAUUGGUGGAGGGGUACCCAUCAUAUGCUGACUGCCAGAGGGGUGGUUGUGGACUGGGAGUGCUUCAGAAGGAUGUUCUUGGAGAAGUAUUUCCCUGAGAGUGUGAGACAUGCCAAGGAAGCUGAGUUCAUGCGCUUACACCAAGGAGGGAUGACCGUUUCUGAAUAUGCGAUGAAAUUCGAGCACCUAGCUCCCUUGGUGGAGAAGGCGAAGGUGGUUGAGCGGUUGGAAGGUGGUAACCGCGGGGUGAAGACUGUUGAGGGGCCAUCCAGGCAACCUGCUGGUGCUGCUGGUGGAGGAGGACAGGGUGGAGGUGCUGCCCUGAGAUGUUACAGGUGUGGUGGGUCCCAUAAGAUCAGGGAUUGCCCCCACACAGAGAACCAAUGUUUCAGGUGCCAGCAGAUGGGCCAUGUGUCUUUCAACUGCCCCAACGGAAACAGACCAGAGAGCAAUACACGGAGGAGUGAUGCUUAA